Acaromyces ingoldii is the source of this 1624-nucleotide messenger RNA. RefSeq lists its product as hypothetical. Gene Ontology annotation, biological process: GPI anchor biosynthetic process. Gene Ontology annotation, cellular component: endoplasmic reticulum membrane. Gene Ontology annotation, molecular function: alpha-1,2-mannosyltransferase activity. Bases 32 to 1624 code for a protein of 530 amino acids. NCBI's taxonomy places the organism in Eukaryota, Fungi, Basidiomycota, Exobasidiomycetes, Exobasidiales, Cryptobasidiaceae. The record is from RefSeq and is a predicted model, not a curated record. The transcript has 6 exons.
ACAACAACCAACAGGCGGCCAAUUUCGUGGGAUGGACGAAGGCAGACGGCGGCGGCUGCGGCCCUGGCAGAUUGUCUACCUGGGCCUCGUCCUGGUCAGAUGCCUCCUCGCUUUCAGCCCCGGCUACAUUCACCCAGACGAGUGGUUCCAGAGCGGCGAGGUGGUGGCAGGCGACCUCUUGGGCAUGCCCACCCUUCGGACGUGGGAAUUUGAGCCAAAAAGACCCAUCAGGUCCAUGGCCAGCCUGAGACUCCUUUCCCUGCCUCUUUUUGCUCUCAGCUUAGCUUCUAGAGCGUUUGGCUUCGUCCCAUCUGCUCGGACCAUCUUUGCAGUUCAAAGGCUCACAGCUCUCGUCCUUUCUUUUGUCAUUGACGCGAGCGUCUUUCGACUGUCGGCUCAGAGGAAGGCCGUCUCAACCCUCUGCCUCACCGCCGCCUCGAGCGCAAUACUUUCUUUUGGUGUUCGUCCCUUUUCAAACGCUCAGGAGUCCGCCAUCUUGGCAGCGUGCCUGGUCCUGCUGCAGACCCUCGAGCAUCGUUGGUCGUCCGCGCGUCCCAUCUCAACGACACGCUUGUCCCUGGCCCUGGGGACGCUGGCCUCGGUCGGCCUCUUUACGCGCUUCACCUUUGCUAUCUUUGCCGCUCCUGUCGCCGUCUCGUUUCUCGCCCUAGCGUACAGGCGGGGCAUUCAAGGCUCCGCUCGGCGUGUAGUGCCCUGCAUCGUGUCGUUCAUUGGCACAUCUGUGGCCCACAUCGUCCUAGACUCGAGGUACUAUGGAGGUGGAAGAUUGCAUGUCACACCCCUCAAUGCGGCCCUCUACAACCUCCAAACGAGCAACCUAGAGCAGUACGGGGUGCACCCGCGCGUCCUGCAUGCUGUCGUCAAUGCUCCGAUGAUCUUGGGCGCUGGCGUCUACCUCAUCUUCCUCCGAGAAGUCCUGUAUAUGGCGACGAAGCGGCAGGCCAUCAAGAGCUUUGCCAUGAUCGAGAUAGUAUCGGCCUUGGUUGCCGUCUUCUCGCUCGCCGCGCUCUCUGCCCAGCCCCAUCAAGAGCCGAGAUUCUUGCUGCCUCUCGUAACGCCCGUCGCUGUCGUCAUCUCAGCCAGCCGUCGGAGAUGGGGUGGGAGACUGAUUGCCUUUUCUUUGGUUCAACAUCUCCUCGUCACGCUCCUCUUCUCAAUAGCGCACCAAGCGGGCAUCGUGCCAUCUCUGCUUCAGGUCAAUCAAGACCUUUUACACGACCAUCAGCGUCCCGUCGAGCUCCACUUCUGGAGGAGCUUCAUGCCGCCCCGUCAUCUCCUUUUGCCACCGCAUUCCCACGCGACCGUCCAGGACCACGGCAGCGCGACGGCCAGCACCAUGGCCUCCGCUCUCUCGCAUACACCACCGACCAAUGAUACCCUUCGACUCCUCUUUGCGCCCACCUGGGCCGUCGUCACACUCAACAAGGACGACUUGCCCUUCUCUCCUCUCUACACCUUCCGCCCGCACCUCGACAUGGACCAUCUCGGCGAGACGGUCGAUGCCUGGAGGAACGGCGCGAGGAGCCUGACCGACAGUGCAGCCUAUGAAGUCGUCCAGCUGAAUGAGCCUGUCCAAAGAGAAAUAAAAUUACAAUUGACCUAG